This is a messenger RNA of Stegostoma tigrinum, 6256 nucleotides long. RefSeq names its product sodium/hydrogen exchanger 2-like. Gene Ontology annotation, biological process: proton transmembrane transport; sodium ion transport; regulation of pH. Gene Ontology annotation, molecular function: sodium:proton antiporter activity. Bases 401 to 2839 code for a protein of 812 amino acids. The transcript has 12 exons. The record is from RefSeq and is a predicted model, not a curated record. Gene Ontology annotation, cellular component: membrane. NCBI's taxonomy places the organism in Eukaryota, Metazoa, Chordata, Chondrichthyes, Orectolobiformes, Stegostomatidae.
UCAUGCAGUUGGAAAAGUGUUCGAGGUAAUUAAGGGAGUGGUGUGCAAGAUCUUCCCCAGUAAGGAUGCAUUACAAAGACUGCAACUGGUUAUGCAUCGCCCAGAUUGAGCUUGCUGUCUGUUCCCGACGGAACUUGAUUUCGCUUGUAGAUUCUGUGAGGGACGAUCAGGUAUAAUUGGAGCAGGGAAGUAACCGGUAAACACAUUCAUUGGCCGGCGCUAGUUGUUCUACCUGUUGAACCGGUUCAGAAGAUCAAAACAGCUCGUGUGAGGCCUGGGAGAUUUAUCAGAGCAUGAACUGACUCUAAAGCUAAGAACCCUUGUUUAAAAUAAUGUGCAGUCACCUGCUUGAUACUUUGUGAUAAAGAAGUUUUAUUUUUAAAAUAGUUACACUGUAGCUAUGGCUGCUUGGUCUCGGGAUAUCCGGGAGCUCUGCUGUUUGUUACUCCCUGUAUAUUUUAUUUUGCUUGUUUACCUUUUAAACAAUGUUGUGGCCUCUUCUGGAAACGAUUCGACUCUCAAUGGUCAGAAGAUAGAAGAUGGCAACCAGCAUCUAGAUUCUUCCAAGAAUCACCUUUCGAGAAGUUUUACAAACCAGGAAGAACGGCUCAGUGUGUUUUCUCUGGAUUAUUACCAUGUGCAGAUUCCCUUUGAAAUCACCCUCUGGAUACUGUUGGCUUCCUUAGCUAAGAUUGGGUUCCAUCUCCAUCAUAAACUCGCUACAAUUGUGCCAGAGAGCUGUCUGUUGAUUGUCAUUGGAUUGUUACUUGGAGGAAUCAUCUUUGGAGCUAAAGAGAGAUCUCCCCCUGUUAUGAGCACAGAUGUCUUUUUCCUGUACUUGCUGCCACCCAUAGUGCUUGAUGCUGGUUACUUUAUGCCCAGUAGGCCUUUCUUUGAUAAUUUAGGAACCAUCUUGUGGUAUGCAGUGGUUGGAACUUUAUGGAAUGUAAUUGGUAUUGGUAUGUCACUGUAUGGAAUUUGCCAGGUUCAGGCUUUUGAUUUGAGUGACAUCAGCCUGUUCCAGAUCCUGUUGUUUGGAAGCCUGAUCUCAGCCGUGGACCCUGUUGCAGUCCUAGCCGUCUUUGAAGAAAUCCAUGUAAAUGAGCAACUUCAUAUACUGGUGUUUGGAGAGUCGCUGCUGAAUGAUGCUGUCACUGUGUGUCUGUACCACUUAUUCAAAUCCCUCUGCCAGAUGCGCACUAUUCUAACAUUGGAUGUCUUUGCUGGAAUUGCCCAGUUUUUCGUCGUGGGCAUCGGUGGCAUAAUUGUGGGGAUUAUUUAUGGAUUCGUUGCAGCUUUCACCACCCGCUUUACUCAGAAUGUUCGUAUAAUUGAGCCGUUGUUCGUCUUCCUGUACAGUUACCUCUGCUACCUGACGGCAGAAAUGUUCCGAUUGUCCGGAAUCAUGGCAUUGAUAGCCUGCUCUAUGAGCAUGAAGUACUAUGUGGAAGAAAAUAUUUCGAUGAAAUCUAGCACCACUAUCAAGUAUUUCAUGAAGAUGUGGAGUAGUGUCAGCGAAACUCUUAUAUUCAUCUUCCUUGGUGUAUCAACAAUUACAAAUACCCACGAAUGGAAUUGGGCAUUUGUUUGCUUCACUCUAUUGUUCUGUUUGUUUUGGCGGGCACUAGGUGUUAUAGUGCUGACUCAGAUCAUUAACAGAUUUCGAAAAUUGAUUAUCACCCGGAAGGAUCAGUUUAUCAUCGCCUAUGGUGGGCUGCGUGGGGCAAUUUGCUUCUCGCUUGUCUUCCUGCUUCCUUCUCAUGUCUUUCCUCGAAAGAAUUUGUUCAUUACAUCAACAAUCGUGGUCAUAUUCUUCACCGUGUUUAUUCAGGGAAUGACUAUUCGCCCAUUGGUUAACUUUCUGGAUGUUAAAAAGACAAAUAAAAAACAGCCAACAGUUAGUGAAGAGAUUCAUAUUCGGUUUUUUGACCAUCUGUUGGCUGGGGUUGAGGAUAUCUGUGGACAGUGGAGUCACUACUACUGGAGAGACAAGGCCAAAAAAUUCAAUCGUAACUAUUUGUCAAAGCUUUUGAUCAGGGAUAAAGAGCCAAAGUCCGGUAUUGUUGCUCUUUAUAAGAAGCUGGAAUUGAAACAGGCAAUUGAAUUGGCCGAAUCUGGUCAACUCAGUAAAGUGUCGUCAUCUGCUUCGCUGCUAAAUAAGAAACCUCAAAAAGUAAAGAAUCUGUCCUCUGAGGAACUGAAGAACAUCAAAGAUAUCUUGGCUAAAAAUUUAUAUCAGAUAAGACAGAGGACACCAUCAUACAACAGACACAGUCUGCCAAGAGAGGCCAAUGAGAAUCAGGUCAAAGAAAUCCUAAUACGACGACAUGGCAGUCUACGGGAAAGUAUGCGGAAAACAACAAAAGCCCGGCAGUCAGGUGCUGUAAAGAAUAGUCCAUUUUCACAGCCUCAAAAUGCCAGGACUACUUCUCGGCCUAGAAAAAGAAACGUUGCUUUCACAGUGGGAGAAGACAGCAAUUUGGAAACUGAUUCCUUGCAGUUAGAUGAUCAUUUGCAAUCCAGAAUGGGACCACCAUCUCGCCAUCAAGAGCCAUGUGGAAUGGAGCGGAGGAAUGAAGUUCACUGGGAGAAAGAUAGAAGUCAAAAGCCUGUUUUUUUUGGUUAUGAUGAUGGUGGUGGUGGAGUAGGCAGCAGAAACGAUAGCAGAAGAAAACCUGCACUCAUGCCAAGGACAAGAUUUAAUAAUCUGGACAUUCAUAAUGAAUGCAGAAGGAGUAGGCAAGGAUUUCUGGAAUUUUCACCAGAUAACCGGAGAGCAGAAAGUGCGCAUGAGAAGGAUGCUGAAGUUAACGAUCCUUUGAUAAGAAAACCCAUGUGAUUCCACAGAGAGAUGACAUGUUUAUGUCCUGUGCACCAGUCCUUCAGAAACCAAAUCAGUUAUUUGUAUUAAGUAAUUUAACAUUAAUUAAAAGAAAUUCAUGAAGGGUUUAGGAGUUAAAUGGACAUGGAUUUUUGCUCCUAAAUUAAUCCAAAUUGCUUUUUGUUUUGUCAAGACAGCCUCAGUCUUUGUGUACUCGUUAACACUACUAAUUAUUAAAAUAGCAUAGCAUGCUUUGAAGGCACCAGUGAACAUGUGGUCUGGGUGUGCCUUCACCUGUCUCGUGGUAUUUACUUUGCAGAACUGGCCCUUGGUUUUAAUUUUCAACUGAAAUGUUGCUUUUUAACAAAUAAAGAAAUAAAGAUGUGCAUCUUUUGUGAUCUCUGGACAUUCCAAAGCGCUUUACAGUCAACAAGGUACCUUUGUGCUAUUUAUAGUGUCAUGUCAGAAAUACUGCAGCCAUUUUGCCCAUAGUAAGCUCCUCUAAAUAGCAACGUGAUGAUGACUAGGUUUUAUUUAUUCAUAUUAAUUGUGUAACAAAUAUCAACCAGGGUAUUGUGAUAGCAGCUUUUUAAGAGGGGCAAGAGUUUUGGCACUCUAAUACCUGUGAGAAAGCAGGGCUCUAAAUGAAUGUUUCAGUAAAAAGACAGCUCUUUUAGUUGUGCACCAAGCUCUCAGUAACUGCACUAGAGAGGCAGCCUGGGUUUUUGUACUCUGGUUUAUAAGUGGGAUAUAAACUCUCAGCCUUUUAACUUGGAGAGAAGUGUUUCCGCGUGAACCAUUGUUGAUUACCUCAGGCCAGCACCUUCAUAAUGAAAGAUAAUCUGAGCUCUCCAACACAAACACACUAAUUAGAAUUCUUCAGGCAAUAUUAUGGCCAUUGUCUUCUCAUACACUGUUAUGUAUCUCCAAUUUGCUCAACUGGAUUGUUCCUCAAUUUAAUAUCCUUUCAGCAUCAUACAGUACUUUGCAAUCCCAUUGCAUUAAAGUGUGCUAGGCUCUGAAUACCCUCCUCAGUAUUAACCCUUUAAGUUAAGUCCCAUCCGAACUAUUCAUAUGGACUUGGUAGGAGAAGAGCUUUGGAGACUUGAGGAAGUAACAACAGACAUUGAGAUCUCCCUCACAGACAUUGUUACAAAAACUACCAAGCCAAGUGUAACUUGUAUCAAGUUGCUAUCAUUCCAUCAAACUGUUAUCUUGCUGAAGGCAAGAGCAUCUUCUCAGACUACUGGGUUGCUUUCCUCUACCAUACUAAAGCAGCCAGAUGCUGUAGAUCUAUGCCAGAAAAAGGAUGGUAGCAUCAAAUUAGUGUGAGUAAACCACCAUAAGCUACCUUUAAUUUGGCUACUUAUUAAGAAAUCUCUCACAGUCAAAUACUGAAACAAUGACUUAAAAUUUUAUUGCAUAUAGCAAACAAAAGGAAACAAGUUAAACCCCACAAUUCAAUUUGUCCAUUAGCCAAUUAAUGAUGGAAUUUAGCUACAAUUUCAAUAUUGAUUACUCUAAUGAUUUUCUUGAGUCUGCAGCUUACUUCCUUAUCAGAAGUAACUCCUCUAUUCCUUGUUACAUUUAGCAUUAACUAUCUGUUUGAAGACCCAACCUGAUUUGCAAUUAACUCUUUAAAUUCUUCACAGAACAGUUGGUUGUCUUUGUGACAUAAAGCAAGUGUCGAAGCAGUUUUGUUUAUUUCCUGUCAACUCCUCCUUUUCCCAGGCUUGGCUAAGUUGCUUUCAAUUCCUGAUGUAACAGCUUGUCUGUCAUUUAACAGCUUAUUCCAGACAGUUAUUGCUGAUCCCUUUGUGUGUAGCAGUUUAUCCUCGGUGAUUCUUUCGAUCCAUGCAUAGUGGUUAAAGUUCUGAUGUUUAUAAGAACACAAAAUCCACAAGAUAGAUUUUUCAAUGAGCUGAAGGCUAGUGAGGAUCCAUCAUGCAACAUGGUGCCAGCGGUGGGCACCAUUUCAUCAUAUGACUAACAGCGGAAGUUGCUUGUGCAGACUGACAGCAGGUGAAAGAUGAACUUUCAAGCUCCCUUCAGAUGAGAAACUCAUUGCAAGAUCCCACAAGGCCAAAUCUAGUCGAUUGUAGAUAGCACAUGCAUAAGCAAGUGUGAGGCAAGACAUAAAAGCAACAUUUGGACAGAUUUUGUGAGGUGUAGACAAAUCUCAGAGGGAGGUUCACUCUGACAGUGAACAGCCAAUAGUGGUUCCAUGAGUGAAGUUGAAAUGCCUGGUGGACUUGCACGUGAUUUUGUCCCAACAAUUUACUAUAUACAGUAUAUACUAUUCCUUUAUGGUGCCCCAUUUUGGUUAAAUGGAAGCAGGGAGCAGGGAGACUGACAGCUAGCGUAUUUACGGUAUUUUCCUGGAUAAGUCUGACUGUCUGCAGUUUAAGUUAAUGUCUUAACUAAUAGAUUGCCAGCAUUUUUAUUUUCCAACCUUAUUAGUCCUUUAGAUUGUUUCUGUGACCCUUUGUUUUCCUAGGUUUUCUGCGUCAUAGUGUUCUUCAGCUAUGGCAAUGACAUGCAAUAUGAGCUUCAAAUGCUUCACUUAAUUCUAGCUUUUCAAGUCUGGCAAUGCAUAGUUCAUUUUUGAAGUUUUUCCUCGCACACUCGGGAUUUCACCUUUUACCCUUGGAACCUCCAGUGGCCAUUCACUAUCAGGCUAAACCCUCUGAGAUCAUUUAAUGCAGUCUGUAACUGUUCAAGUAUUGUUUGUAUCAUAUGAAGUCUGUAGCUCAAACUUGCUUCUGCAUAUGUCCUGCCAGAUUUGAAAUGCUUUUCUACCAUCGACUAGAUUCGGCCUUGUGGGGAAGGUGAUACUGUCUGGAGUUAUUGCUUAACUACGAAUCCACAGACCUAAGUUCAAAUCACGUUUUGGUGGAAUUUGGAUUCAAUAAAAAUCUGGAACUAAGAGUCUAAUGUUGAUUGUUGAAAAACACAUCUGAUUCCAUAAUCUCUUUUUGGGAAGAAAAUUGCUGCCUUUAACCUGUUUUGGCCUAUAUCUGACUCAACAUCCACAGAUUCUGAACUGCCGUCUCAUGGCCUAGCAAGCUAUUCAGUUGUGUCUACUGCUAGAAAGGAAAAGGGGAGUGGAAAAGGACUGAGUAUUUGGUAUCGACUUUAGGCACAGGAAAUAAGUGUCAAAAAUAUCAACAGUGCAAAGCCCUGCUUAAUGACAUCUGGGGUCUAGUGAUGCCUGGAAUUCCUUGCAUGGCAUUGUGGGUUCAGCUACAGCCCAUGGACUGUGGUGGUUCGAGAAGGCAGUUCACCACCACCACAUUGAGGCAACUAAGAAAGACAAUAAAUGCUCGCCCUGUCAGUGAUGCUCACAUUCCAGAACUGAAUAAAACAAGAACUUCUGUUUAAUGUUGAAAUUAAGUUUGAAUUGUCAGUUCAGUGAAUGGCCAUUGUUAUUAAUCA